AUGAGUAAUAUAAACCCACCUGCUGGUACCACUAUUGAGGUCACCGAGAAUGGUGCCAUGCUCUUCCAACGAUUCUGCCAUGACCACGAUAUCGUCAGCAAAUCGAAGGUGAGUGAUGUACUCGCCAUUGAUGUUGAUGCCGAGUCCUUUUCAGUUCGGUAUCGGAACCUCGUUUCGGAUCACCGCCUUGUCCUCCUUCACCUCUCCCCUCGUUCGGACAUAGCCCCCCCUGACCCUUGCGCCCCCGUUAAAUCGGUGUUGGACUGGGGGAAGUUGAGUCAUGACCUCAAUUUCCUCGACGAGACGGACGAGAUUUCUUCAGUCGUAGACGCCAACUGUGCUAUUGACCGUCUAGAGGGACACAUACAAACCGCCGUUUGUAACAGCUCCCGGCCGGCACCGGCGACGGACGACGGUCGCUGGAGCCUACCGGAGGAUGUGCGUGCCCUUCCAACGGAAAAGAACGCAGCCACUCGUGCUUACGACUCUUACCCCACCGACGAAAACCGUCGUUUCCUACGGGCUUUACAGAGGCACGUAAAGACGCGUAUGGACGAGGUACGUCAAAGUAGAUGAGAAAAGCUCCUAGAAGAGCUCGAGCCCACCCACCAAGCCUUCUGGCAACUAACCCGUUCUCUCAAGUCCGGCACAGUUGCCCAAAUGCCCCCCCUUAGCCGACUUAACAGCCUCGAAGCCCAGUGCUCCCCCAGUCUAGAGCCGGUCAACCCGACCCACCUCCUCCAGGUGGACUCCGAGGUCGAACUCAUAGCAACCCCGCCCUCCGACCCUCCUCUCCCCCCGGUCACCCCAAAGGAAGUAGAAUCGCUCAUAAAGGACCUUGAGCCCCACAAAGCCCCAGGCCCUGACGGUAUCUCCAACAAGGUGCUUAAACAGCUUUCUGCACCCCUCAUCUGUCUCCUGACUGCCAUUUUUAACGCCGCUCUGACCAACUGCAUCUUUCCGCAAAAGUGGAAAGAGCCGGUGGUCAUCGGUAUUCACAAGCCCGGGAAACCUCCAUCUGAACCCUCCAGUUACCGUCCCGUCUCCCUGCUUAACACCAUGGGCAAACUCUAUGAACGCAUCCUAUAUGCCCGCCUCAGAGACUACGUCAUGUCUCACAAUCUCCUCCCCGACGAACAGUUCGGUUUCAGAGCUAGGCACUCAUGCGUUCAGCAAGUGCACCUCAUAGUGGAACAUAUCUCCGAAGGUUUCGAUCGCCCCCGCUUCAUGCCCACCGGCGCCCUCUUCUUCGAUGUGUCAAAAGCUUUCGACAAAGUCUGGCACAACGGCUUAUUUUACAAGCUGUACAAUCUCUGCGUGCCUGAUCGUCUCGUGCACAUCAUUCGUGACUUCUUGUCGAACCGCUCCUUCCGCUACCGAGUUGAGGGCGCAAUCUCCUCCCCUCACCCCGUAAGAGCUGGAGUCCCGCAAGGCUCUGUCCUCUCGCCUCUCCUAUUCUCCCUGUACACUUGCAAUAUCCCGAAGUAUCAGGCAGUAAAUCUCGCCCUCUUUGCCGACGACACUGCGCUCUACUAUUCGGCGCGCAGCUCCAGGCUAGUUUCCGCGGCUCUCCAAUCUGCCACUACACGCCUAGGCGAGUGGUUUCGCAGAUGGAGAAUCGAAGUCAAUCCCGACAAAAGCGCGGCGGUAUUCUUCACGCGAAGUAACCUAUCCAGUCGUAGGGUACAAGACCUCACCCCGAUCUCGCUGUUUGACCGCCUAAUCCCUUGGGUGAACACGGUAAAAUACUUAGGAGUUACGCUCGAUAGGAAGUUGUCAUUCAAAGCACACGUGAAAACCGUCCGCGGUCGCGCCCACUUUGUUAUGAGCCGGCUUCAUCCCCUUCUCAACAAGCAUAGCAAACUCUCCCUUCGCAAUAAGGUGAGACUGUACACGACCUGCAUCCGCCCAAUCAUGACGUGCGCCAGUGUCGCAUUCGCUCAGGCAAAUCUCACGCUAAUACACCGCCUGCAGGCUCUCCAAAAUUGAUUCAUGCGCAACGCGACGGGUGCCCCGUGGUACCUGCGCAACGCUAACCUCCAUAUAGAUUUACGGCUCCCCACAUUAGCCCAAUUCAUGAAACAGGCAUCGAGGAAAUACUCCGACUCUGCUCCUCACCGCCCCAACCCCCUCGUAGUGGCUGCAUCUUCUUACGACCCCCUCAGGGAACAACCCCACCGCGUAAAUAGGACCCGUCGGCCAAGAGAAGUCCUCAACGACCCUGACGACCUUAUCACUCUCGCCACUUUGAAGGCCUCAGUGAUCAACAGGUUUAGCACCGGAUCUGAUCACCGACUUGUACGAGGCUCUCUGAAUAUCGAUGUCAAACUUGAAAGAAGCCCCUUGAUGAAGUCCACGCUCCGUCCUAAUCCACUCCAGAUCAUGGCGGGCUCCGAGAAGUUCCAUGAACUUCUCGAAGCGAGAUUCGUCGAGCUGGAACCCACCGAGGACGUUGACGAGGCCCUACAAGGCGUGGUUGGGACACUGAGAAGCGAGGGCAUCAAAUUCUGUCAAUUGCAGCGUACGGGAAAGAAGUCUAAACUCUCGGAUGGGACUCUGCGACUUAUGACGAAAAGACGCGAUGACAUCCAGGCCACUUCGUCAGAGAGGUCAUACCUAAACAAGCAGAUUGCGAAGAUGGUACGGCGUGACCUUCGGAGCUCCAAUACACGCCUCAUUGAGGAGGCGAUAGAGCGAAACCGAGGGUCCAAAGUAUUCACUCAGCAGCUUGGAAGGAGCCACCUGACGAAGCUUACAACACACGAUGGCCUAACCGUUACGUCAAAGCCGCAGAUACUCGCCGAGAUAGAGGACUUCUAUGGCCGUUUGUACGCUGUAAAUACUCCUCGGGUCCAGCGUGACAAUCACGAUUUGAGAGCCACUUUGACGCGCCACUAUACCGACGACCUGCCAGAAAUCAGUCAAGACGAGAUCGUGUUGGCUCUAAAACAGCUUAAAAAUGGAAAAGCCCCCGGUGAAGACGGAGUUACUUCGGAGCUUUUGAAGUCUGGAGGAGUUCCUAUUAUCCAGGAACUUCAGAAGCUCUUUAACUUGGUCAUUCACUGCGGGAGAACUCCACGGGCAUGGAACAGGAGUACUGUAGUUCUCUUCUUUAAAAAGGGAGAUAAAACUCUACUGAAAAACUACCGACCCAUCUCACUCCUGAGUCACGUCUACAAGCUGUUUUCUAGAGUCAUCACGAAUCGCCUCGCAAGAAGACUCGACGAGUUUCAGCCACCGGAACAGGCCGGGUUUCGGGGAGGAUAUAGCACCAUAGACCACAUACACACAGUGAGGCAGAUUAUACAGAAGUCCGAAGAGUAUAAUCGGCCCCUGUGUUUAGCUUUCGUGGACUAUGAGAAGGCCUUUGACUCUGUCGAAACCUGGGCUGUCCUGGAAUCCUUACAGCGGUGCCAAGUGGACUAUCGUUAUAUACAAGUGUUGAGAUGUCUUUACGAUGCUGCUACCAUGAGUGUCCAAGUACAGGACCAGCAGUCUGAACCUAUCCAAUUACGCAGAGGGGUGAGACAGGGGGAUGUCAUAUCCCCGAAACUGUUCACCGCUGCAUUGGAGGAUAUGUUUAAGACGCUGGACUGGAAAAGGAUGGGCAUUAACAUAAACGGCGAGUACAUCUCACACUUGCGAUUUGCAGAUGACAUAGUCGUAAUGGCAGAAUCGCUGGAGGAACUGGACCAGAUGCUGAACAGCCUAGCAUCCGCCUCGCGGCGGAUUGGUCUCGGCAUGAACUUUGAUAAAACCAAUGUCAUGAUCAAUGGCCACAUUGAUCCGAGACCCAUCUGCGUCAAUGGCCACCUUCUUGAAGUUGUUUCCGAAUACACUUACCUCGGGCAGAUUCUGCAGUUAGGUAGAAAUAACUUCGAGAAGGAGGCCAGGAGGAGGAUUCAGCUUGGCUGGGCAGCGUUUGGGAAGCUACGUCGAGUCUUUUCGUCGCCCAUCCCGCAGAGCUUGAAAACAAAGGUUUUCAACCAGUGCGUCCUACCAGUUCUAACAUACGGAGCUGAGUCGUGGACACUCACGAUACGGCUAGUCCACCAGUUUAAAGUCGCUCAGCGAGCUAUGGAACGAGCUAUGCUCGGAGUUUCUCUGAAAGAUAAACUCCGUAAUGAGGUUAUCAGACAGAGAACCAAAGUGAUCGACAUAGCUCUUCGGAUAAGCAAGCUGAAGUGGCAGUGGGCUGGACAUAUCUGCCGAAGAACCGACAACCGCUGGGGUAAACGAGUUCUUGAGUGGAGACCACGACUUGGCAAACGUAGUGUGGGACGCCCUCCAGCCAGAUGGAGUGACGAUCUGCGGAAGAUUGCUGGCAGGAAAUGGAUGCGUCAAGCCGAGAACAGGGCGAAAUGGCGUGCAUUAGGGGAGGCCUAUGUCCAGCAGUGGACUGCAAUAGGCUGA
Molecule: messenger RNA, 4413 nt
Organism: Hyposmocoma kahamanoa
Lineage: Eukaryota; Metazoa; Arthropoda; Insecta; Lepidoptera; Cosmopterigidae
Source: RefSeq, a predicted model, not a curated record